This is a messenger RNA of Procambarus clarkii (red swamp crayfish), 2214 nucleotides long. Lineage: Eukaryota; Metazoa; Arthropoda; Malacostraca; Decapoda; Cambaridae. The record is from RefSeq and is a predicted model, not a curated record.
AUGGAUGUAGAUCUGGAUACUGUAUCUGAAGGUGCAGUACUAGUGACUGACAUUGCAAGAGUAGAUGCUGUAUAUCUGAAGGAAUGUUUGUACCACUCUUGCUGCGUGUGCUUAUGUAGUUCAGAGUUGUAUCUCUGGAUGCUGUUUGGUGUUAAAUAUAAAUAUAAGAAUGCAAGUUCAAGAAUUAUCAAUAAAGAUAAAAAAAUAGUAUUGACAGUAUUCCCCAUUCUAUCAGUCUCCGGCCCAGAGGAAGUAGAAUUUACCACUGGGGGUACGCCACCUGGGCGCCGUGCCACCAUAGAGGGUACGCCACCUGGGCGCCGUGCCACCAUAGAGGGUACGCCACCUGGGCGCCGUGCCACCAUAGAGGGUACGCCACCUGGGCGCCGUGCCACCAUAGAGGGUACGCCACCUGGACGCCGUGCCACCAUAGAAGGUACGCCACCUGGGCGCCGUGCCACCAUAGAGGGUACGCCACCUGGGCGCCGUGCCACCAUAGAGGGUACGCCACCUGGGCGCCGUGCCACCAUAGAGGGUACGCCACCUGGACGCCGUGCCACCAUAGAGGGUACGCCACCUGGGCGCCGUGCCACCAUAGAAGGUACGCCACCUGGGCGCCGUGCCACCAUAGAGGGUACGCCACCUGGGCGCCGUGCCACCAUAGAAGGUACGCCACCUGGGCGCCGUGCCACCAUAGAGGGUACGCCACCUGGGCGCCGUGCCACCAUAGAGGGUAUGCCACCUGGGCGCCGUGCCACCAUAGAGGGUACGCCACCUAGACGCCGUGCCACCAUAGAGGGUUCGCCACCUGGACGCCGUGCCACCAUAGAGGGUACGCCACCUGGGCGCCAUGCCACCAUAGAGGGUACGCCACCUGGGCGCCGUGCCACCAUAGAGGGUACGCCACCUGGGCGCCGUGCCACCAUAGAGGGUACGCCACCUGGGCGCCGUGCCACCAUAGAAGGUACGCCACCUGGGCGCCGUGCCACCAUAGAGGGUACGACACCUGGGAGCCGUACCACCAUAGAAGGUACUCCACCUGGGCGCCGUACCACCAUAGAGGGUACGCCACCUGGGCGCCGUGCCACCAUAGAGGGUACGCCACCUGGGCGCCGUGCCACCAUAGAAGGUACGCCACCUGGGCGCCGUGCCACCAUAGAGGGUACGCCACCUGGGCGCCGUGCCACCAUAGAGGGUACGCCACCUGGGCGCCGUGCCACCAUAGAGGGUAUGCCACCUGGGCGCCGUGCCACCAUAGAGGGUACGCCACCUAGACGCCGUGCCACCAUAGAGGGUACGCCACCUGGGCACCAUGCCACCAUAGAGGGUACGCCACCUGGGCGCCGUGCCACCAUAGAGGGUACGCCACCUGGGCGCCGUGCCACCAUAGAAGGUACGCCACCUGGGCGCCGUGCCACCAUAGAGGGUACGACACCUGGGCGCCGUGCCACCAUAGAGGGUACGACACCUGGGAGCCGUACCACCAUAGAGGGUACGCCACCUGGGCGCCGUGCCACCAUAGAGGGUACGCCACCUGGGCGCCGUGCCACCAUAGAGGGUACGCCACCUGGGCGCCGUGCCACCAUAGAGGGUACGCCACCUGGGCGCCGUGCCACCAUAGAGGGUACGCCACCUGGGCGCCGUGCCACCAUAGAGGGUACGCCACCUGGGCGCCGUGCCACCAUAGAGGGUACGCCACCUGGGCGCCGUGCCACCAUAGAGGGUACGCCACCUGGGCGCCGUGCCACCAUAGAGGGUACGCCACCUGGGCGCCGUGCCACCAUAGAGGGUACGCCACCUGGGCGCCGUGCCACCAUAGAGGGUACGCCACCUGGGCGCCGUGCCACCAUAGAGGGUACGCCACCUGGGCGCCGUGCCACCAUAGAGGGUACGCCACCUGGGCGCCGUGCCACCAUAGAGGGUACGCCACCUGGGCGCCGUGCCACCAUAGAGGGUACGCCACCUGGGCGCCGUGCCACCAUAGAGGGUACGCCACCUGGGCGCCGUGCCACCAUAGAGGGUACGCCACCUGGGCGCCGUGCCACCAUAGAGGGUACGCCACCUGGGCGCCGUGCCACCAUAGAGGGUACGCCACCUGGGCGCCGUGCCACCAUAGAGGGUACGCCACCUGGGCGCCGUGCCACCAUAGAGGGUACGCCACCUGGGCGCCGUGCCACCAUAGAGGGCGGAGGAACUGCUCGUACCAGCUGCUGA